AUGGACCUCGACACAGAUGUCCUCAUCAUUGGGGCUGGCAUGUCCGGCCUUGGCUUCGCCGUGCAGCUCGUCAAGACACAUGGACACCGAAGCUUUGAAAUCGUCGAAAAGGAAGAGCAUAUUGGAGGAACCUGGUGGGUGAACUCGUACCCGGGAUGCGGCGUCGAUGUGGUUGCGCAUUAUUAUUCCUACUCAUUUUGCAUGAACCCUAACUGGUCGCGAAUGUAUCCUCUGCAGCCUGAAAUUCUUGCCUACUUUGAAAACCUCGCGGCAAAAUACGGCAUUGAGAAGCACAUUCAAUUCGAAACAAAGGUAGAAUCUGCAUAUUGGCAAGAAGAUUCCGGGACCUGGUUGGUCAAUCUUAAGAAUUUAAAAACAUCAGAGACGUAUCAACGCCGAUGCAAGAUUCUCAUCUCGGCUGUUGGGAUUCUCUCUGAGCCCAAUGAAUGCGACAUCAAGGGCUACGAGUCUUUCCAGGGCGCCUUGUUCCACAGCACACAAUGGGACCACUCCUUCGACUAUCAGGGUAAACAGGUCAUUGUAAUAGGCAACGGCUGCAGCGCCAGUCAGAUUGUCCCAGCCAUCACGCAAGGCGACGGGGCAGUGAAAAAAGUUACCCAGUUCGCCCGCCAAGCGCAAUGGGUCUUUGAGCGCACAAACCCCGAAUACACGGACAACUUCAGGCUCAUCAUGCGCUGGGUUCCCUUUGCCAUGCGUGCCUACCGCGCCAUGCACAACUACUACGCCGAGAUGGACUUUAAGAGCUUCCCUACCGAGGCUGGCGCGGCGCUUCGCAAGAUGUAUGCUGACUACCAGGGCGCAUACAUCAAAAGAGCGUCGCCUGAAAAGUACCAUGACUUUCUCGUCCCCAAGUCCGAGGUCGGCUGCAAACGCCGCGUCAUGGACUCUGAUUAUCUCCAGAGUCUCGGGCGCGACAAUGUAGAGCUCGUGUACAGCGACCCCAUCGAGGAAAUCCUCCCACAGGGCGUGCGCACAAAGUCUGGGCGCAUCGUCGAGGCAGAUGCGAUUGUCCUUGCUAACGGAUUUCAAGUUCAGAAGCCGCUCCUGACACUGAACCUGCAUGGACAGGGCGGCGUCAGCGUCGCUGACCAUUUCCCCAACUACUUCAUCAUGAUGGGCCCCAACACCGCGAGUGGCCACGGCUCCGUGUCGUACAUUACCGAGUGCCAGAUAAAUUACACCAUGCGCGUCAUCAAGCCAAUCCUCAAAGCUCUCAGGGCCCAACGUUCCAGCGUGCCGGUACUGUCAUUUCUGCAACAGUCCACCGAUGUUGCCAGAGUGAAACCGGGCGCCGAGCAGCGGGAUCUAGACGAUGUGCAAGCGAGGGCCAAGGACAUGGUCCGGGCUUCUGGGUGCACCUCGUGGGCCUUGGACGAGAAAUCCAAGAGAAACACGACCAUGUACCCCGACUUUCAGUACAAGUAUUGGCUGAGGAGUAUAUUAGUGGCCUGGAAUGACCUGCACUUUUCCACCUCGCCGGUGCUGGCCGAGUCCCUGGCGAGCAAAUCUAUCAGUAUCGGAACAUGGGUCGCGCUCUUGGCGGGCGUCUCUGUCGCUACGACCAUCUUGUAUGAGAAAGGGGCACUUAAGAGUUGA
Messenger RNA from Cordyceps militaris CM01, 1617 nucleotides. RefSeq names its product monooxygenase, putative. The transcript has 4 exons. Gene Ontology annotation, molecular function: N,N-dimethylaniline monooxygenase activity; flavin adenine dinucleotide binding; NADP binding. The record is from RefSeq and is a predicted model, not a curated record. Bases 1 to 1617 code for a protein of 538 amino acids. Lineage: Eukaryota; Fungi; Ascomycota; Sordariomycetes; Hypocreales; Cordycipitaceae.